This is a messenger RNA of Canariomyces notabilis, 1546 nucleotides long. RefSeq names its product TFIID-18kDa-domain-containing protein. The transcript has 5 exons. Gene Ontology annotation, molecular function: transcription coregulator activity; protein heterodimerization activity. NCBI's taxonomy places the organism in Eukaryota, Fungi, Ascomycota, Sordariomycetes, Sordariales, Chaetomiaceae. The record is from RefSeq and is a predicted model, not a curated record. Gene Ontology annotation, cellular component: SAGA complex. Bases 332 to 1438 code for a protein of 368 amino acids. Gene Ontology annotation, biological process: transcription by RNA polymerase II.
ACUUAGUUUCCGGGAACGGAGAGUCGGCUCAAUCAGUCCGCUGUGUUUGUUCAAGGAACAAACAAAGACAGCAGAUAUCAAAUCCCCCUGAAAAAUGACACCUUAGUCCUUAACUUCUUUGUUCUUUCUUCUGGGCUGCUGUGGCCCGCCGGACCCUCUCUCCCUUCGAUGGUUUCAAGUUCAGAUGUCCUCAUGCAGGUCUGGUACUACUUGUACUAGCGCAGGUGCCUACGAGGGCAACUUUCUCAAUUUGAGCUUCGAUUUCCAGUACUGGCAGAUCGCUGACUAAAUCAAUAAUAGCACCUAUUCAAUGUGCUUCUAGGCUGCCAGGAUGGGCAACAAUCGAUCAAAAUAUCGCGACGAGAUCCUCCGUAUGAUGUAUGUGGCCGGGGAAACAGGGGAACCCUCCGUCGAAACCACAACUCUGGUGGAGGAUAUUGUGAGAGACCAGGUUGUGCAAGUGAUCGUGACAGCGGGUCAACUGGCCGCUCGACGCGGGAAGCCAAGAUUCACCAUCGACGAUGCCCUCUUCCAAGUCCGCCACGAUCCUGGAAGACUCGCCCGCCUCCGCAACUUUAUGCGGUGGAAACAGCUCCGCAAAAAGGUCAAGGACGAUGAUGCGGCGGACGAGAUCGACCUCGACGAUGUCGACGACCUCGUAGUAGAAGCCGAUGCAGCAGCAGCGGCCACGCCCGGCGAGGCAGACGGCGACGAUGACGAUUCCCCUGCCCGCCCAAGAAAGACCGGCGGUCCGGUGCUAGAAGCGCCUAUUCCACCCUUGCCGUGGUCUACCCUCUCUUUCUUCCCUUAUGCCUCGGACAUACCCAGUGUUCUUGCCAUCGAAGAUGAAGCCGAAGACGGGGGCGGCAGCACGGCAACGGAGCUUGGCCCUUUGCCAGGCAGCACGUCCAACCCCUGGCUCAUGGCCCGUCUCGUGAAGAACGACGAGAGAACAAAGGGCAUGACCGCUGAAGAGUAUGCCACCUGGUCCGAGUGCCGGUCCGCAUCGUUUACCUAUCGCAAGAAGAAGACCUUCAGGGAAUGGUGCGGGCUGGGCGUGGUGGCUGACUACAGGUCAACUGACGACGUGCUGGAGGUGUUAGGGUUCUUAACGAGUGAAUGGGUGCAGAGUCUGACUGAGGGCGCGAUAGCUGUUCAGGCGCAGGAAGCUAGGGCGGCUGAUGCUAACGGUGGCAAUGAGGGGGUGGUGGUAAAGAGGAAGACUGUGGAAGGUCCCUUUUCGUCGGUGGGUGUAAAAGGAGGGGAGAGCAGGAAUGGCAGGAACAACACCGGAAAUGCAGAGCUGCCGAGUAGAAGCCCGAUCCAACCACGGCAUGUCAGGAGGGCAUUUGAGCAACUCCAGAUACCGCCGAAGAGAUACAGGGCUAUGCUAAAUGGUACAACUUUGCGGAGGACGAAAAGACCCAGACUGUUCUGAGUCCAGAGAAGCUCCAAUCAGUUUUAAUGCUAUUUAUCGUCUGGAUGUCAGGGAAGAUACUUCAGAUUACGAGUUUCAUUCAUCUUAACCCUCUCUUUUCCAACGCUA